Euleptes europaea (tarantolino) is the source of this 1150-nucleotide messenger RNA. RefSeq names its product choline kinase beta (gene CHKB). The transcript has 11 exons. Gene Ontology annotation, cellular component: cytoplasm. Gene Ontology annotation, biological process: phosphatidylethanolamine biosynthetic process; CDP-choline pathway. The coding region runs from base 1 to 1143 and encodes 380 amino acids. NCBI's taxonomy places the organism in Eukaryota, Metazoa, Chordata, Lepidosauria, Squamata, Sphaerodactylidae. Gene Ontology annotation, molecular function: ethanolamine kinase activity; choline kinase activity. The record is from RefSeq and is a predicted model, not a curated record.
AUGGAGGCGGCCGAGGCGGCCGGCUCCGGCGGAGACUUCGCCGCGCCCAGCUCGCCGCGCGGCUCCCCGGCCGUGCCCGCGCCCACCCGCCGGCGCGCCUUCCUGUGGUGCCGCGAGUUCCUGGCCGGGGCCUGGCGCCGCCUCGCCGCCCCCGAGCAGCUCGGCAUCACCCCCGUCAGUGGAGGGCUCAGUAACCUCCUGUACAAAUGCACCCUGCCGGAUCACAUUGCGACAGCGGAGGAUGAGCCGCGGCAGGUUCUGUUGCGCGUCUAUGGGGUCAUCCUCCAGGGUGUUGACUCGCUGGUUCUCGAGAGCGUCAUGUUUGCCAUCCUGGCGGAGCGGUCCCUGGGGCCACGUCUCUACGGCAUCUUCCCACAGGGGCGCCUGGAGGAAUAUAUCCCGAGCCGCCGUCUGCUCACUGAGGACUUGUCGGACCCCAGCAUAUCGGGGGAGAUCGCCAUGAAGAUGGCUCAAUUCCACGGCAUGAUCAUGCCCUUCAACAAGGAGCCGAAGUGGAUGUUUGGGACCAUGGAGAGGUACUUGAGGCAGAUCUCCGAACUCACCUUCCCCCAGGAGGCUCAGCAGCGGAAGCUCAGCAAGCUCAAGGCGUACAACCUGGAGGCCGAAAUGCGUAGCCUCAGGGCUCUCCUGGAGGCCACUCCAUCCCCCGUGGUUUUCUGUCACAACGAUGUGCAAGAAGGGAAUAUUCUGCUCCUAGCUGGGCGCGAGAACCUCACCUCCGACCGUCUCAUGCUCAUUGACUUUGAGUACAGCAGCUACAACUACAGGGGUUUUGACAUCGCCAACCACUUCUGCGAGUGGGUUUACAACUACUCACAUGACCAGUGGCCUUUCUACAAAGCCAGCCCGGAGAACUACCCCAGCCGCCACCAGCAGCUGCUCUUCAUCCAGAGCUACCUGACUGAGACAAACGGGAAGAGUGCGGCCCUCUCGCCGGAAGAACAGGAGUGCCUUGAGGCGGAGAUGCUCCUGGAGAUCAGCAGGUUCACGCUGGCCUCCCACUUCCUCUGGGGCCUGUGGUCCAUCUUGCAGGCCAAGAUCUCCACCAUUGAAUUUGGCUACCUGGAGUAUGCGCAGUGCCGCUUUGAGGCCUACUUCCAGCACAAGGCGUUGUGCGAGUGACCCCCCC